CCGCUGCCGGAAGUGGCUGGUGUCCUCCGCAAAGGUGUCCGGGCGCGGCCGGAAGCGGAGGAGAGACCGGGCUGACCAUGGCGAAGGUUGGGCCCCAGAGGGCCGGGGGCUCGUGUCGGGCCCGGGGACAGCGGCGGCCUCCCACCUGGGAGAUCUCGGACUCGGACACGGAGGCCGACGCAGACGCCGACUCGGAGGCCGUCAAGAGGAGCCGGGACCCGGCGGAGGAGCGCAGAGCGGCGGCCGAGGCGCUGCGGCAGCUGCGGCCCGAGCAGGCGCUGCGGCGCCUUACGGUGCUCGUGGACCCAGCUAUUCUGGAAGAUGCUGGUGCUGACAUCCUAAUGGAGGCCUUGGGCACUUUGGGCUGUGAGUACCGCAUCGAGCCCCAGCACCUCUCCCGCAGCCUCAGGUGGAGCAGAGUGAAGCCAGAACCUUGCCCCAACAGUGUGCCUGCUGAGGUGUUGGCUGCAGGUGAGCAGGAACUUCUGCUGCUGCUGGAGCCUGAGGAGUUUCUGCAGGGUGUCUUCCAGCUGACCCAGAUCCGUGGCCCAGUCUGCUCAGUGCCCUGGGUCUCUCCUGAGAGCCCCACCUGCCCCCACCUGGCUGUCAUCGGACUGGAUGCCUACCUGUGGUCUCGCGAGCCCAGUGCUCAGAAGAUGCGGCAGCCAGAGAGUCCAGGGGUGGCCCAUGCCGAGGUGGUGGUUGGCUGGCCUGAGGUGGAGGAGGCCCUGGUGCUCCUGCAGCUCUGGGCGAACCAGGACGUGUUGCUGGUGGCCUCCUGGCAGGAGCUGAGUCAGCACGUGUGUGCCUUCACCAAGGCCCUAGCCCAGCGCCCCUUCAAGCAGUGCCAGGAGUCCACUGCCUUUUCCUUCUGCACAGCCAGGCGCUGGGUGGCAGGCGAGCGAGUGACAAGCGAUGAUACAGGGCUUCGGGGGGCCUGGUGGCGGCAGGUCAGGCAGUUCAACCGGGUCAGCCCAGCAGUGGCAGAUGCUGUUGUCACUGCCUUCCCAUCCCCCCGCCUUCUGCAGCAGGCGUACUUGGCCUGCGGCACCGAGCACGAGCGCCUGGCCCUCCUGGCUGACCUCCCUGUGAAGGUGGGUGAAGGUGCUCGGCCCCGAAAGGUGGGGCCUGACCUUUCUCGCCGAAUCUGCCUCUUCCUGACCUCCACCAACCCUGACCUCCUGCUGGAUCUGAGCUCCUGACUACGCCUGCCUGACCUACAGCCUUCUCGGCAAUCAGCAAGACAGCAGGCAGCCCAGCCAGCAGGUGACCAGAAACCGCAAGAGCGGCAGUCCUUGCCCCGGUGGGCCGCCGUGUACAGGCUGCUGCAGAAGGAGGCCUCGCUCUGAUUAUCACAGUUGCAGAAGGACUCUCCUGUCACAGGCACAGCGCUGGGGAUGGACGGCGGCAGGGACAAGUACUCAGGGUCAGAGUCAGAGUCACUGUGCUGAGGAAAAAAAGGCAGGCUGUUCCCCCCUGCUGUGCCUUCUGCUCUCCGCCUGCCAGCAACACGCACCACAGGCCAAUGGAUGAACUGCUCCAAUGCCCCCAGGAAAGGAUCUGGGAGUUUGGCCCUGGGUCCCAAGGGCACAGCUGGUCCACACUCCUAGAGUGACCCUGGACACCUCCUGGCUCAGGAACUGGGAGGGCCUCCUUCCAAAGGCCUGCCAAGCUACUAGUUUCCUGAGAGUAGGCUUAAGGGUUCAACCCCAUGUUUGCACAUCCAAAGGGGCCUGGCGGCCCAGGCACUGAUGAGCCCACAGCAGUACUUCCUGCUUGGCCAUUGUUCUCCAGGCAGCUUCUACAUCAUGGAAUAGCUAUGGACCCACCAAGGAUGGCCUGAAGCAGGGAGCCUCUUGGCAAUGUCCACUGGCAACCUACUGAAGGCAGCCCAGGUCUCCCCACAGGCAGAAGCGGGGUUCCAGUGGGGGCUCUUAACUGUGGCUCUUUUGUCAUCCUUGCAAGGGGUGGCUCUUAACCCCUAUCCAAGGGCCCUAAUGAGCCCAAGGGUUUCAUGCUGUUUCUUUUAAGCUUGUCAUAGAAAAACAUUCAGUGGGUACCUGGCCCUCACCAUGCGGGGGGUUGAUUCUGGGCCUGACCCCAAGCUGAGCUCAUCAGGUUAUGGCAAAUGCUGCCCCACCCUCUCCUGGAGGCUGGUGAGAGAUGCUCUGUGCAACUAGUCAUUCCUGCUCUGAAGCCACACAGGCCCCUCUGGAUACCUGCCUUGGCUCGGGCCCCCCAGGCGAACCCUGGUCUCACUGCCCAGGGCCCAGAGGGUACAGACAAUUUCUGCUUGCCUGCUCUGCCAGCCCUCUUGGGUGGGCCCAGGGGUGGAGUGGGGGUUGGUCCUGGUCAGGAUUCAGCCUCCACACUAGUCUCUGGGUGUUCCUCUUGCCUUCUUGAAAUACCCUCUAUGUAUUGGCCCAGGUGACCUUGCUCAGACCUGGGGCAGAUCAUGCCACCCUAGAAUAAAGCCCACACUCUCUAUCAAA
Messenger RNA from Pteronotus mesoamericanus, 2492 nucleotides. It is a transcript of the gene EME2, whose product is annotated as essential meiotic structure-specific endonuclease subunit 2. Gene Ontology annotation, molecular function: crossover junction DNA endonuclease activity; DNA binding. Bases 78 to 1202 code for a protein of 374 amino acids. The transcript is spliced from 9 exons. The record is from RefSeq and is a predicted model, not a curated record. Gene Ontology annotation, cellular component: nucleus; Holliday junction resolvase complex. Gene Ontology annotation, biological process: mitotic intra-S DNA damage checkpoint signaling; double-strand break repair; replication fork processing. Lineage: Eukaryota; Metazoa; Chordata; Mammalia; Chiroptera; Mormoopidae.